AUGUCUGACAUUGAACUUAUUGACAUCUUAUCUCGGGACUUUGAUGUCCUUCUUGAUGAUGCAGACGAUUAUAAUGUUGCGAUAUAUGCUGGAAAAGAAUCAGAGAUGAAAGUCUUGGGAGCGCAUUCAGUCGUAUUAAGGGCUCGAUCAUCAUUUUUUCGUCAAGCAUUGUCAAGCGAAUGGGCCAAGAAAAAAGAUAAUCUUAUAGUAUUAAAAAAGCCCAGUAUAUCACCUGACGUUUUUAAAAUUAUUUUAAGAUACAUUUACAAUGGAAGGAUGUCUUUUGAUUUGGUAAAGGAUAACGCGACAAUCCUCGAUAUUCUAAUAGCAGCCGAAGAAUUAUGUCUUCCUGAACUGUGCGAUUGUAUUCAGGACCAUCUUCGAAGCAACAAUGAUGAAUGGCUCAAAAAGAAUUUCGCUCUUGUUUAUCGUACAGCCGCGUUCAAUGACAGUUUCAAGAAACUUCAAGCUUACUGUGAUCAAAUAGUGCAGGAAUUUCCCGAGCUCGUUUUUAAAGCCAACGACUUUCUUGAUAUCGACGAAAGAGUUCUUUUAUUGUUACUGAAACGCAGCGAUAUUAGAAUGGAUGAAGUCGAUAUCUGGGAUCAUAUGCUACGAUGGGGGAUUUCACAAACGCAUAAUUUGGAAAGAGAUAUAAGCAAAUGGACACAUUCGGACUUUACGGUUCUUCGAACUGCUCUCUAUAAAAUUGUUCCUUUGAUUAAUUUCUCCCAGAUGCACUCUAUAGACUUUUAUAACAAGGUCAAGCCAUUUCGACGGAUACUCCCAACGGAUCAAUACGAGGAUUUACUUCAUUACUACCUCGUUCCCGGUAACCAAUUAACGUCAGCUCGGCUUGCUCCCGCGAGAACGAAAUCAAGUAUCAUCGAUUGGCGACAUGCAGCACUCAUUUCUUCUUGGAUCGAUCGUAAAGAUGAGAACAUCUCAACCAGUGGCUUUACUCCAUAUACUUCCGCUGGGAUUCCUUAUGAAUUUCGGUUAUUUCUCAGAGGCAGUCGUGAUGGAUUUUCUACCACCAUUUUUCAUGACAGAUGCGAUGCCCAGUCACAUACCGUUACCAUAAUAAAGGUCCGCGAUUCCUUCGAAAUACUUGGCGGUUAUAAUCCUCUUCCAUGGAAAAAACAAGGUUUUGACGAGUGGCAGGAAACAUCUGACAGCUUUCUAUUUUCGUUUUGUGACGACACUUUGCAGAAUGUACUAGUUAGUCGAGUACAAGAAGUCACAAGAGCUGUGCAUAGCAUGCCUUCGUUUGGACCGUCUUUUGGGAUAAGUGAUUUGCAGAUGAAGGAGAGUGCUAAGGACAAUUUUAUUUGUACAGCCAAGAGGAUGUCGUAUGAAAGGCCCAUUCGAAAGAACAAGGAAGCGUUCGCUAUUGAUGAUUAUGAGGUAUUCCAAGUAAUAGCGAAAAAGAAUCCAGCUCCGCCAUGA
Molecule: messenger RNA, 1449 nt
Organism: Paraglomus brasilianum
Lineage: Eukaryota; Fungi; Glomeromycota; Glomeromycetes; Paraglomerales; Paraglomeraceae
Source: the annotation of a GenBank genome assembly